Molecule: messenger RNA, 195 nt
Organism: Prunus armeniaca (apricot)
Lineage: Eukaryota; Viridiplantae; Streptophyta; Magnoliopsida; Rosales; Rosaceae
Source: the annotation of a GenBank genome assembly
AUGGACGGCAGAGGCGGCGGCGCAACGACCGGAAAAGUCCGGCUCGAACCAGUCGAAACUGCCGGCUGUUUCGAGUUUUCCGACGACGAAAGCUAUUGGGUCUUGACCAGGACGUCGAGACGAAGCUUUUGGGACCAGUCUCGAGAGCUGCGGUGGCCGGAAGUGAUGGCGGCGUGGAUUUUUCCGUUCGGAUGA